Molecule: messenger RNA, 472 nt
Organism: Paramecium primaurelia
Lineage: Eukaryota; Ciliophora; Oligohymenophorea; Peniculida; Parameciidae
Source: the annotation of a GenBank genome assembly
AUGUAUAAUCAAGAAGAUUCAGAAUUAAUUCUUAACAAAUUAAAAUAAUACUUCAUCUAAUAGACAAAACAUGUAGAGAAAAGAAUGACAAGAGAAGAGUAUUUUUAAAUAUUGAAUGAGAAAGAUAAAUCUAAGAUUGAAUUUUCUAUAUUUUAGAAGUUUAUUUUAGAUUGUUAAAUGAAAUCACAUGAAAAAUACUUAUCUACUUUUAUUUAGCAUUUUAAAUAAUAAGAUUAAGAUUAGAAUGGAAUUAUAGAUGAAGUAAUAAUAAUUUAAAAAGUAGAAUGAAUUCGCAUAAUUGAUUAAAGAAUUGAAUAUUGGAAUUAAUGAUUAAGAUAUUUAGAGAUAAGAUAGAUCCAUAUAAUUAUUAAUAAAUAACAUUUUCUUAAUGCGUUCAAUUAUUUUCUCAACAAUAAGCACCAGGAACAAAUGUCCCUAUCAUCUAAAAAAAAUUUCAUCUGAAAAUUUCUGA